Pseudomassariella vexata is the source of this 612-nucleotide messenger RNA. RefSeq lists its product as uncharacterized. The coding region runs from base 1 to 612 and encodes 203 amino acids. The record is from RefSeq and is a predicted model, not a curated record. The transcript has a single exon. NCBI's taxonomy places the organism in Eukaryota, Fungi, Ascomycota, Sordariomycetes, Amphisphaeriales, Pseudomassariaceae.
AUGCUUCUAAAUAUUGCUUGGCUCCUCGCAUCCAUCCUGGCCGUUGCACAGGGUGCUGCCCAAGAACAGCCACCUAAAGACCGACCCUUGAAGCCAAGAAUCACGCCCACACCCGAGUACUCAAACCACAUCUCCGAACGAGCCACCCCGCCAAUCACCCCAGCUGCAAUCAAAAGCCGUCAAGCUAGCUCCCUCAUUGAACAAGGAAACUCCAUCUUCUCCUCACUCGGCAGCGUCGCCUCAACCUUUGCCGGGUCGGCAGCGAGCCUCGCCUCGUCCGUCGCUGCGAGUGCUCAAGACAACGCAAACGAGACCUGGUCCUCUGUGAGCGACGCUAUCGAAAGCGCUGCUAGCUUGCUGUCUACGGCGACUGGCGAGGCGGCCUCGUCAGCGUCGUUGGCGUUGGCGGAGGCCGAGUCGUUUGCUUCUUCUGUUGUUUCCUCUAUUACGGCUUCGGCUACGACCAUCUUAGGCGCCAAGGUCACUGGAAUCAAUGCAAGUCCGACACCGACUGGGAAUUUCGCUGUGAGGGUUGGGGCGAACCCGGCGAUGAUGCUGGGUGGAGGAGGGAUUAUUGUGCUGUUUGGACUUUUGGGCGUGGUAGUAUUCUGA